Polypterus senegalus (gray bichir) is the source of this 4319-nucleotide messenger RNA. RefSeq names its product tubulin tyrosine ligase-like family, member 7 (gene ttll7). Gene Ontology annotation, biological process: protein polyglutamylation; microtubule cytoskeleton organization. Gene Ontology annotation, molecular function: tubulin-glutamic acid ligase activity; tubulin binding. Gene Ontology annotation, cellular component: cilium. The transcript is spliced from 21 exons. The record is from RefSeq and is a predicted model, not a curated record. The coding region runs from base 227 to 2953 and encodes 908 amino acids. Lineage: Eukaryota; Metazoa; Chordata; Cladistia; Polypteriformes; Polypteridae.
CAUUUGAAUGAAUUAUUAGAGCGACAUGUCAUUAUUUUCAUCGUUUCCCAAAGAGCAUCAGAGUAUUCACCCACUGGAAUAUUUCAUACAGCCAGGAAUGACUAUACCUGCUGCAAUGGUGUUAAAAAGCAAUUAAGAAAAUAAAAAGAUCAGUGGACUUCCACCUCAGAAUCCCAAGAGCCUGGCAGAAAAAACAGACUGUGCUAUUAAACCCGAAAAGUGUGCAAUGCCGUCUCCUCCUAAUGAUGGAGAUGAUCAAGGAACAUCCACCAUGACUCUUCAGUCUGCAGUCUCAUAUAAGAGUACUGGAAAGCGAAAGAUUCGACAGAAGAAGAAGAAAGGACACAUCACAGCAAAUGUGGCUGGAACAAAAUAUGAAAUAGUUCGAAUUGUUAUUGAUGAGAUGGUAUUUAUGAAAACCAGAGAUGAAGAUGAAACUGCCAAUCUUAUAUGGAAUGAUUCUGCUGUGCAACAUGAGAAAAUUGCUGAACUCAGGAACUAUCAGAGAAUUAACCAUUUCCCAGGAAUGGGAGAAAUCUGCCGGAAAGACUGCCUAGCAAGAAACAUGGCCAAAAUGAUAAAGAUUCAGCCUCAGGAGUAUAGUUUCAUUCCCAAAACAUGGAUCUUUCCUGCUGAAUAUACACAAUUUCAAAAUUAUGUGAAAGAGCUACGGAAGAAGCGCAAGCAAAAGACGUUUAUUGUGAAACCAGCUAAUGGUGCAAUGGGCCAUGGGAUAUCCUUGAUAAGAAAUUGUGAAAAACUACCCCUUCAGGAUCAUUUUAUUGUCCAGGAAUAUCUUGAGAAGCCAUUUUUAAUGGAAGGUUACAAGUUUGACUUGAGAAUUUACAUUCUUGUUACAUCGUGUGACCCACUGCGCAUCUUCCUAUAUAAUGAUGGACUUGUGAGGAUGGGUACUGAAAAGUAUCAUCCACCAAAUGAAUCCAACUUGAACCAGCUCUGUAUGCAUCUGACAAAUUAUUCUGUGAAUAAGCAUAAUGAAAACUUUGGGAGAGAUGAGACGGCAGACCGGGGUAGCAAGCGCUCUAUCAGGUGGUUCACAGAAUUUCUGCGAACCAAUGACUACGAUGUGAGCAAAUUCUGGGGAGACAUCUCUGAACUUGUGGUGAAGACGCUUAUUGUUGCAGAGCCACAUGUUCUUCAUGCAUAUCGUAUGUGCAGGCCUGGACAACCUCCUGGAAGUGAGAGCGUCUGCUUUGAGGUUUUGGGGUUUGACAUUAUUUUAGAUAGGAAGCUAAAGCCCUGGCUACUUGAGAUAAAUCGAGCUCCAAGUUUUGGAACUGAUCAAAGAAUUGAUUAUGAUGUCAAGAAGGGCGUCCUCCUCAAUGCCAUGAAGCUAUUAAAUAUCAGGUCAAGCGACAAAAAGAGAAAUCUUGCUCAGCAAAAGGCCGAAGCACAAAAAAGGCUUUAUGGACAAGGUUCAAUGAAGAGGCUGUCAGCAGGUUCUUCUGAAUGGGAAAAACAGCGGCAUACCCUUGAGAGAAGAAAAGAGGAAUUAAAAGAAAGACUUGCUCAAGUUCGUAAGCAGAUUUCACGGGAGGAGCAUGAAAACAGACAUCUUGGAAAUUAUAGGCGCAUCUAUCCACCUGAUGACAAACUAACACUAGAAAAGUAUGAGAACCUACUUUCUAUUGCUUUUCAAACCUUUCUUGCAGGGCGUGCAACAUCUCUUCAGAAAGAACUGAAUAAUCCUCUAAAACGGAUGAAGGAGGAAGACAUAUUAGAUCUCCUGGAGCAGUGUGAGAUAGAUGAUGAAAAACUCAUGGGAAAGUCAACAAGGCAAAAAGGGCCUAAGCAAUUGUGCUCAAUGCCAGAGACUACUCAGACACCAAAGAAGCAAAAGGAGUACAGCAGUAACAGUAGUUGUAACAACAGCAGUUCUUCAGCCUCAGAGGAAGAAUUUGAAAAUGAAGACAUAUUAGAGAAACAAGAAAAGAAAGUUUCAUAUGACCUUGAAGAAGACAAGAAUAAAUCACCUGAACGGUCCAGUAGGAUUAACUGGAAGCCUCCUUCAAAGCCAAUAAAGACUGGAACCUUGGCUUCUCCUUCUCUGUCUUCUCCCAUCCGGCGCUCCAUAUCAUGUCCCAGAUCCAUUUCCUCUUUGACUGGACAGUCUCCCACAAAUGAACAAAGAGCAGCAUCUGCAAAGCCUUCCACCCCGACAGUCCGCCCUAGUUCAGUAACACGGUCCCAGUCUCUGAACCGCACUGGCUCAGGAAGUCGAGUCCCACAAAGUUCCAGCUUGGGCUCCAUUCAUUCAAUGGGUGACUCUUUGUUAAACCUAAGAACAAAAGAACAGGAAGCUGAAUUGACAAGGCAAACUCUUGCUUCUCUCAAUGAAAUGAGAAUACGGUUUCCAGGAAAAACAGAUGAAGAGGCAGAGUUGAUUUUGGAUGAUAUCCUUGACAACUGGAAAUACCAUAAGCCAAAAGUCGCCUCCUACUGGCUAGUGAAGUUAGAUUCAACUAAACAGAGAAAGGUUUUGGACAUAGUGAGAACAAACAUACGCUCAGUUCUUCAGAGAAUCUGGAAGGAGCCUGACAUUGACAACUUGCAUUUAUAUCGCCUUUUUAACCGUGUCUUUAAUCGCCUACUCUGGAGCCAUGGCCAAGGACUUUGGAACUGUUUCUCUAAUUCUGGUACAUCCUGGGAGACGAUUUUCAGCAAAAGCACAGAGGUAGUUACUCCUGAAGAACUCCAGUGCUGUCAACGUCUAGUUCAGCUUUGCAGAGACUGCCUUUUAGUAGUUUACAAGUUUGUAGCUGAUUCCAGAGGUUCCUUGACUGGACUAAGUCCAGAAUGGGAUGACACAAGGUAUCUGUUGCCAGUCACCUCUCAGUUCCUUGUCAAGUGUCCCUCUGGCAGCUUCAGCCGCACAUCUUCAGGACUGCCUCGAUCCCGGAGCUUGUUCACGACGAGACUUGGACAGUUCUAACCACAUGGAAAUGUUGCCAAGGCUUUAGAAGUAAAUGUCAACUAUUAAUACAAAUAAUUUAUUCUCGAUGUAUUAUACUAUGUUGGCUGUACAGUACCUAUUAGCAUUAUAAAGGGCAAAUAUUUUAAGAUGUACAGUCUAAUCUUGUGUUCAAGUCAAUAAAAGAAUGCUUCAGUGAUAUUUAGUUGGAAUGAGAUUAUCAGUGAGCCCUGUUUAAGCUACUUCAUUUUGCUAUUUAUGACAAAUGCAAAAGAUUUUUGGUGCUGUUAUUCAAACAUUUUGUAAUAAUUCAUUUAUUCCUGUAAGUAUGGCAGCAAACUGAGUUAACAGUGUAGAAGUGGAGAUUCCAGAAUCCAACUACAUUCCAAGCUUGAAACAAAAAACACAAAAACUUUAAAUGUGAUAGGAAAUCAAGUAGGGUGUGCCUUUGAGAAUGAAUUUAAGAAGUCUGCUGUAUUUGUACGACAAAAUAAGGUUGCUUGCAGCACACAAGGCAUUGCUAUGUGCUUAACUAAUUGUCAAUGCUCGCCUUAUUUCAAUAACCAAAUGUUUGAGCAAAAACACAAAUGUAAUAGCAUUACUUUGCACACUAUUUAAAAAUAAUGUCAGUUGUCCUUUGUUGAGAUUCAAGUUCAUUUAGGAACUUUCUGAAUGGAUAAAUGUUGCAUUUAUCAAAUGUGUUAGGCAUGAGAUUUACAAUUAAACGAUAAUGAGUAAUUUAAAGCAAAAGAAAAAGGCCUGUUUAUACAACUAGAAAAAAAGACAAAUAAGUAUAUUUUGACUUGGACAUUAUGGUUAAAAAAGGCUUUGUAAAUGAACAUCUUCAUUUUAUAGCAAAACAUGUUGCAAAGACUCCUUUUUCCUGUUAGUCAUUUACUGCGUCACAUACCUUUUCAGUUUGCCAUAUCAAGAUGAGCAGGGAGGUUUGUCAAAUUGAACUACAGAUGUUUUAUUUUCUAUUUAUGUGGAGCUGGCUCUGCUAUACAGAUACUCUUCUCUGCGAUGUAGGAAACAGUGCCAGUGUCAGACGGCGUAGGACAUGUAGGCUGUCCAUGAAGCAUGUAGACUAGUCCUUCAUUAGGAUCCUGAUGUAAUUGUUUAGUUAUUAUUCAAGUAUUAAUACUACAAAAGCUGGUAUUAUGUGACAAUGAACAAGUUCCUUUGUUUAUUUGUAUUUAUUAUUAUUUGUAAUUAUUUGAGCAUUUGUGUUUGUUAUGUAAGAAACUUCUUUAAUGAUCCAUAAAAUUAAUUCAUAUUACAGUUUUUAUAAGCAAUAUUCCAAUUAAUUAUGUUGGUCAAAAACUAAUUGUGUCCAGUUUCUAUUUCCCUUAAUUCUUUUGUUUCUUUUUUUAUUAUGAAUAAGCCA